Messenger RNA from Exophiala oligosperma, 1258 nucleotides. RefSeq lists its product as uncharacterized. Lineage: Eukaryota; Fungi; Ascomycota; Eurotiomycetes; Chaetothyriales; Herpotrichiellaceae. The coding region runs from base 181 to 1023 and encodes 280 amino acids. The transcript has a single exon. The record is from RefSeq and is a predicted model, not a curated record.
CACGCCCUUUGACCGCCCACCUCUAUUCGUUCACAUUUCUCGUCUAAUAGUGACUGAUAGCGACGACUGGCAAGAGAAUACAGCGACGCAGAAGACACAUCAUCGGCAUACCAACACCGAGUAUUACUGUUUUACAAUCUUCCUAUCGAAACCCGGGAUACAAAACAAAAACCAGCGGACAUGGCCGAUUCACGUCAAGGGCGUCUUGCCGGCAAGAAUGCCAUGGUCACCGGUGCGGCCGGUGGCAUCGGCCUGGAAACCACGAUUCUCUUUGCCCGCGAGGGCGCUUCAGUGCUCAUGGCCGACAUUUCCGAGCCGGCACUCGAGCGUGCCCUGACCAAGGUCAAAGAACUCGUGCCCAACCCUCCGCGUUUGCAGACGAUCAAAUGUGACGUGUCCAAAGAAUCCGACGUGGCUGCCGCCGUCGAGUCUCAAGAUGCCCACGGCGGUAUCGACGUCAUGUUCAACAACGCCGGCAUCAUGCACGCCCAGGACGACGACGCCAUCAAUACCCCCGAGGCCAUCUGGGACCUCACCCAGGCCAUCAACGUCAAAGGUGUCUGGUACGGCAGCAAGCAUGCCGUCCUCAGUAUGCGACGACACAAGAAGAAGGCCGGCAGCGUCAUCAACACGGCCAGUUUCGUGGCGUUGAUGGGCGCCGCAACGCCUCAGCUCGCCUACACCGCUUCCAAGGGCGCCGUGCUCGCCAUGACCCGGGAACUGGCCAUUGUCCACGCCCGAGAGAACAUCAGGUUCAAUUCUCUCUGCCCCGGUCCACUGAACACGCCGUUGCUGCAGGAUUGGUUGGGCGACGACGUGCAAAAGAGGCACAGACGUGAAGUUCACUUCCCGAGUGGCCGUUUCGGCGAGGCCAUUGAGCAGGCCCAAGCUGUGCUCUUCCUGGCCAGCGAUGAGAGCAGCUUCGUCAAUGCGACCGAGUUUGUCGUCGAUGGCGGUUUGAGCAGGGCUUAUGUCACGGCUGAAGGACCUGCUCCUGCAGCUCCUUCAAACAAUGUUCAUUAGAAUAGUAUCUCAGUGGUCGGGAAACCAAACUCUCUUCGGCGAGGAUCAUUUUCAUGAGCAUGUGUGUCAAAGAGCUAAGACUCCCUGGUUUUCAUUAGACUGGCUUUACAGAUGGUGUUGCUCCAAGGAACUCGCAACUCUUGUUUUAAGCGAGUCUUCUAUCGAUGGUGCUCAUGAUAAUCAGAAUGACAUCUUCAAUUUUCCCAGUGUUCUCAAUUGAACCCAUGAUUUUGCU